CUUUUCUGCUCCUCGGAGUCAGCAGCUGCUGCAGUUCCAGCCUUAGCUGGCUUCCCUUCCUAGCACCUUCCCCUCCCCCGCCUCCCUCCCUGCCUGCUGGUAGCCCCUCCUCCUCGCACCUGCCCAAAGGUCACGGGACAGAGGGCAAUGCCAAACAGCUGGUGACGGCUUUCUUCUCCUUCCACCAUGGCUGACGACACUAAAUAUGAAGUGGCCUCCCAGCAAGAAGGGAGUGCUUCCCCUUUGGCCGACGAAGCCACCCCAGGGUCUGAGCAGGUAAAGCUGAAGAAGGAGAUCUCCCUGCUUAAUGGCGUGUGCCUGAUUGUGGGGAACAUGAUCGGCUCGGGCAUCUUUGUCUCCCCCAAGGGCGUGCUCAUGUACAGUGCCUCUUUUGGCCUCUCCCUGGUCAUCUGGGCUGUUGGGGGCCUCUUCUCCGUCUUUGGGGCCCUUUGUUAUGCGGAAUUGGGCACCACCAUUAAGAAAUCUGGAGCCAGCUAUGCCUACAUCCUCGAGGCCUUUGGGGGAUUUCUUGCCUUCAUCCGACUGUGGACCUCGCUCCUCAUCAUUGAGCCCACCAGCCAGGCCAUCAUUGCCAUCACCUUUGCCAACUACAUGGUGCAGCCCAUCUUCCCAAGCUGCUUUGCCCCGUAUGCUGCUGGGCGCCUGCUGGCCGCUGCCUGUAUCUGUCUCUUAACCUUCAUUAACUGUGCCUAUGUCAAGUGGGGAACACUGGUACAAGACAUUUUCACCUAUGCUAAAGUAUUGGCAUUGAUCGCCGUCAUCAUCGCAGGCAUUGUUAGACUCGGCCAGGGAGCCUCGACUCACUUUGAGAAUUCUUUUGAGGGUUCAUCAUUUGCAGUGGGGGACAUUGCCCUGGCAUUGUAUUCGGCUCUGUUCUCCUACUCAGGCUGGGACACCCUCAACUAUGUCACUGAAGAGAUCAAGAAUCCUGAGAGGAAUCUACCCCUCUCUAUUGGCAUUUCCAUGCCCAUCGUCACCAUCAUCUACAUCUUGACCAACGUGGCUUAUUACACUGUGCUAGACAUGAGGGACAUCCUGGCCAGUGAUGCUGUUGCUGUGACUUUUGCAGACCAGAUUUUUGGAAUUUUCAACUGGACAAUUCCAUUCGCAGUUGCAUUAUCCUGCUUUGGUGGCCUCAAUGCCUCCAUUGUGGCUGCUUCUAGGCUUUUCUUUGUGGGCUCAAGAGAAGGCCAUCUCCCUGAUGCCAUCUGUAUGAUUCAUGUUGAGCGGUUCACACCUGUACCUGCUUUGCUCUUCAAUGGUAUCAUGGCACUGAUCUACUUGUGUGUGGAGGACAUCUUUCAGCUCAUUAACUACUACAGCUUCAGCUACUGGUUCUUUGUGGGGCUCUCUAUUGUCGGUCAGCUUUAUCUGCGCUGGAAGGAACCUGAUCGGCCUCGUCCCCUUAAGCUCAGCCUUUUCUUCCCCAUUGUCUUCUGCCUCUGCACAAUCUUCCUGGUGGCCGUGCCGCUUUACAGCGAUACCAUCAACUCCCUCAUCGGCAUUGGCAUUGCCCUCUCAGGAUUGCCCUUUUACUUCCUCAUCAUCAGAGUGCCAGAACACAAGCGACCUCAUUGCCUCCGAAGGAUUGUGGCAUCCACUACAUGGUACCUCCAGGUCCUAUGUAUGUCAGUUGCUGCUGAGAUGGAUUUGGAAGAUGGAAGAGAGAUGAUACCCAAGCAACGAGAUCCCAAGUCUAACUAAACACCGUCUAGAAUUCCAAGAUAUGGAAAGCAGGGACCUCUUGCUGGAUGGAGCCAAGAAGAUGAAAAGGAAAGUAUACUUCUUUGUUGAAGCUGCUAAGACCAGGCUUCUGGACAGGUGCCUCUAAUUUUUGAACUUGCUUUUUGAGAGAUGAAAAGUAAUUUAUUUGUUUUGCUACACGCUGUUCCAGAUUUUUAAAAAAAGGGACAAUAUAGCAGACUGUGGUGGGGAGCAUGUCAGGUGUCGGCUUGGUUGUCCUAGUAGCACAUUCCCAUGUGUGAAGGUGUUCACUCACUCCUUUCCUUUAAAAGGGCCAAUCAUGCUCCAAACUUCCUGUCACCUUUAGAGAGACAUGAAACUGUCACAGGUGCUAGACAAUAAAAAGGUUAUGUUCUAAA
Hyaena hyaena (striped hyena) is the source of this 2123-nucleotide messenger RNA. It is a transcript of the gene SLC7A7, whose product is annotated as solute carrier family 7 member 7. Lineage: Eukaryota; Metazoa; Chordata; Mammalia; Carnivora; Hyaenidae. The record is from RefSeq and is a predicted model, not a curated record. The coding region runs from base 187 to 1725 and encodes 512 amino acids. Gene Ontology annotation, molecular function: L-amino acid transmembrane transporter activity; basic amino acid transmembrane transporter activity. Gene Ontology annotation, biological process: amino acid transmembrane transport. The transcript has 10 exons. Gene Ontology annotation, cellular component: membrane.